Molecule: messenger RNA, 1473 nt
Organism: Aspergillus welwitschiae
Lineage: Eukaryota; Fungi; Ascomycota; Eurotiomycetes; Eurotiales; Aspergillaceae
Product: putative rhamnogalacturonase
Exons: 7
Coding region: 1-1473 (490 amino acids)
Biological process (GO): carbohydrate metabolic process
Molecular function (GO): polygalacturonase activity
Source: RefSeq, a predicted model, not a curated record
AUGCGUUCCAUUUCAUUCAUACUAUUUUCUGUGUUCGCAGGCCUCGCAGCCGGCCAACUGAUUGGCCCAGUUGGUCCGACAACCCAUCUCGAAGACAAGGAUAUUGAGUGCAAUAUUUUGGACUAUGGUGGCGUUGCCGAUAAUGAAACCGAUGUCGCAACUUCCAUAGAGACCACGUUCACCGAAUGUGUGCUAAACAACCCCAAAAGUCGUCUUGUUAUCCCCGAGGGCGACUAUUUGAUCAAGCGCAGUGUUGUUUUGAGUAAUGGAACCAAUUGGGCUUUCCAGCUUGACGGUCUGAUCACCGCGGCAUAUGGUGGAAAUUGGACAGUCGACCGUGAGUUGAUACUCCAAGGGUUUGCGGGAGAGCAAAUAAUAAACUCUACCAUCAACGGCGAGGGUGACGGAAAAUUCUUACUAGAUGUGCUCGUCAUUGUGAACGCUGUCGAUUUCGAAUUCUAUUCGUCCAACGGGCUUGGCGCAUUUCAAGGCCAAGGAUAUAUCUAUCGAAAUCUGGCAAACACCGACCGCCCUCGACUUGUGAGAUUAAUCUCGCCCACAAAUGCUUCUGUGCAUGAUUUGAUCCUUGUGGAUAGCCCCAAGUUUCACAUCGUGUUUGAUUUUGCUGUGAACCUGGAGGCGUACCACCUUACUAUCCGCGGUGCUAACCUAGGAAGCUAUGAUGGCAUUGACGCCAUCGGCACCAACUAUUACAUCCACGAUAACGAGGUCACGAAUCGUGAUGAGUGUGUCUCCGUGAAAAGCCCGUCCCAUCAUGCCUUAGUCGAGAACCUGGUUUGCAAUCAAGCAGGAUCUGGUGUUUCAAUUGGCAGUCUCAACGUAUCUGCGGAAAUAUCUAACAUCGAAGCUCGCAAUAUCAGCAUUAUCCAGGGCAACAAUAUCGCCUUCAUCAAGACGUAUCCUGGAGGGUCUGGUUACGUCAAAGACGUCACAUUUGAAAAUUUCCGCUCUUUGAACAGCCUGUACGGGUUGGACAUCAACCAAUACUGGCAAAACACAUGGGAGCCUGAUACCGGUUCCGUGACAUUGAGCAACCUUGUCUUCAAGAACUUCUCAGGAUCGGUUGCCGAUGGAGCACUCCGCCCGCCAUUGUAUCUGUUUGCAAGUGACUUGACAUUUGCAACGAACGUCACCGUGGAGGAAUUCUCUGUCUGGACUGAGACUGGUACAACAGUCGUCAACAAGAUCAGCAAUAUCUUCGGCACUGGGGAUGACAGCUAUGGAGAGAAUGAUGGCAUUGAGAGCCUCCAAUCUGGAGAGUCGCCGUAUACGUACACUAGCACCUAUACUAUUACGGCUUCUCCCACCAAUUGGCAAGCUCCAUUAACCCCAACCUGGGCUUUACCGAGCACUGGAUAUGGAACUGCGUCGCCUAUUCCAGUCUAUACUCCCGCACCUCUUUGGCGCCCUGGUGGAAUUGACUAUAACCUCCAUUAUUGGGGAAGCUUUUAG